AUCUACCCUUGCUGGCUUUUAAAACAUGCAAAUACUUUCUGAAAAUAUGCUUGCAUUUUAUAACCUAAUUCCUCUGAGGUUCCUUGUGAGGAACUUGUCAUUUUCACUUCUUCCUCAAUGCAGGAGCAGCAACUGUACUUUGCGGACCUAAGUAGUUGUGUAAAAGUGCUUGCUAAAAUUUAACUAGGCCUUGAAUUUGGAUUCUAUUUGCUACAAAACAUUACCCUUGGAAGAAGGAAAGAACAACAAAACUUUGCUCAGGCUUCAAAGUGCACAGUGCACAAGGUGCAUCUUUGUCAGCAAUGACAAAAUGGUCAUGUUCCUUAACAGAUAAACAUUUGGGAGCCUUGUAGUGUGUAUACAAAGUGUUUUGUCUGAGCUGAAUAGGAAGCCUGUGACAUUCCUUGCAGCAUGAGGCCUGACGGUGCCACUCAUGGGCUACAGGAAAGGAUUUGUAAGAGUGAUGAGGCACUGGCACAGGUCGCCUAGAGAGGUGGUGGAUGCCCCACACCUGGAGAUACUCAAGGUCAGGCUGGAUGGCGUGGUGAGCAACCUGAUGCAGCUGUAGGUGCUCCCGUUCGCUGCAGGAGAAUUGGACAAAAUGACCUUCAAAGAUCCCUUUCAACUCAAAUUUUAUGGUUCUGCGAUGUCUGGCUCUUUAGGUUAUGCCGCUUUCCUUUCGGUGUUUAACUAACCACCUGGCUUUAAAAGGGGAAGAAUUACUAAGUGUUUGAGUGCUUUCUUCACCAGACAACAAAACGUGGACGUGCUCCACAAACCGCUCCCCGCGGCUCAGCAGAACCCGGCGCCAACACCCCGCGCAGCGUAACACGGCGGGGCCGCCCCUACGCGCGGCCGUUGCUCGCACCCCCUCGCGCCCUCACCGCCACGCGACAGCCCUCGCGCCGGCCGCGCCUCAAGCUCCAGCCCCGGUGCCGAGUCACGUGAGCGGGGCUUCGCCCGCCCCCCUACCCUUGCGUCGUGACGUAACGCGGCGAAUCUACGGCGCGCCACUUGUGACCAAGAUCACCACAAGCGGAGGCGGACGGCUCCCCCCGUGCGGUACUAAGCCAAAUGAUCUACAGUUGACAAUACCCAUGUUAAAAAUGGAUGAGGAGGAUAAUCAGAGGAGAGAUGAUGCUGAUGAGAUUUUACAAAAUAAGUUGAGAAAGGACUCCCUGAGAAAUGCAUUAGGAGACAACACUGAAUGUGACUCUUUGUCUCAGCAGGGAACAAGGUUAAUAUCAGAUGAAGUUUUCAGGAACCUUGAGAAGAAAAGAAAAGAGAAUGGCACAAACAAAAGGGCAUGGUCAGGAUCACCAAACUCGGACACUGUUGAAGCAGAGGGACCUGAAAAUACCUCCAGAAAGAGAAAGCUGAUGUCUUCUGCCAAUGAGAAAGACAGUGACAGGAAGUUGCACAAAGUUCUAGCUGAAGAAGAAGGUAGCGUAGAAGCUGGAGUUGUAAAAAUUGAAGGAGUCACUGGCUGUCAUGAUGAUAAUGUAUAUAAUUCACAUUUCACGUGCCCACAUUGUGAUUUCAAGUGUGCUGAUGGUGCCAUACUGAAAACUCACAAGGAAACUAAACAUUCUCUUGAGGAUUCAGCUGCUGUUCCUGAAAAGUUACCUUCUUCAGAAGAAAUCAGCGUUGACUGUGGAGUUGAAAACAUGGACAAAGAUCUUAAAGGCAAAACACAUGAUCAGUUUCUAUCAUCCUGCUCUGAUUUAGAAAAGCAUAUACAAGAAAGCCACUCUCAACAAUCCAAAGAGCAAACAUGCCCUCAGUGUAGUUGCACAACUAAAUGUAAUUCAACAUUACCUACACACGCUAAGCAAGAUCAUGAGAAUUCCAAGGUAUUUUCUUGCGAUCUUUGUGGUUUUCAGAGUGCUGAGGAAAAUCUCCUAAAUUCUCAUUUCCUUGGCAAGACACACCUUCGACGCCAAAAUCUUGCUGCACGGGGAGGAUUUGUACAAAUACUGACCAAAAAAUCCUUUAAAAAACGGCAGUCUACUGUAACCAGAGAGAAGAAUGUGAGAGCAAGACCUGGAAGCAGUAAAUUAAAUGCAAGGACUGCUGAUGCAAAAGAAUUAAAUGUUUGCAGUGUGUUGGAAGACUCAAAUGUAAGCUUGUCUAAACAAAAUGAUGGCACUGAACUUCUUGGCGAAAUGAUAACAUCUACAAAUUUUCCUGCUGAAAAAACAGAUAGUAUGAUAGGAAAGCUGCUUUCUUCCAGUGUGGAAGGAGAUAAUGAAGGUCAUACUGGAAAACUAGAAAUACCUGGACCCUCAGAUUUCUUGCAGAAUUCAGAAUUCCCUCCAAUUACCAGAAGGCUAGUUAGCAGUUUAAAUGUGACAAAGAGAUCUGAUAGACUGGAACAUAAAAGAAAUAUUGUAUUGCUAAGGGCUCCUUUUGUAGGAAAUAGGUCUUUUAGAUUGAAAAGGCAAGUUAAAAGAAGGUACAAUUUGUUGGGUAAGAAAAACAAGUCUGAAACUCGAAGAGCAUACAUGAAACAUAUCUGCAGCACACAGCUUAAACCUAGUGAUUCAAGCCCUACAUCACAUACAGAACUAGAAACAAAUGAUAAGAGUCUUUGUAAUACUGCUUCAGAAAUUCAAGAUCUUACUCAAGUGAAGCCAAAUACUGUUUCUUCUAGCACUACAAAUACUAAAAAUUCUGAAGUUGAACUUAUUGCAAAUCCUAGUGUUCAUCACACUUGCAUUGACUGUGGUCAUGUCUUUCAGAACAAAGAAAGUUUGGAAAUUCAUGUUGUAAAUUUUCAUACAAAAAGUAUUCAGUUUCAUUGUCAGACAUGUAGUUAUUCCUGUGGAGUCAAGGAAGACUUGCAGCAACACUGUCAGAAUACUAAACACCAGAUGGGAAGUUGUAGCUUUAAUUGUCGACUUUGUUCAUUUACCAGCUUGAAUGUGAUAAACUUUCAGAGCCAUAUGAGUGAAGUGCAUAAUAUGUCCCAUAGUUGUCCAACUUGUGUUCUUUUUUUUCAAACACAAGAAGAGCUGAUAAAUCAUCAAAAAGAUGAGAAACAUGAUAGUUCAUUACUUCAGCAAGCUACUCCAGUGAGUAACACUGGUCUGACCUUGCAAAUGGUAAGUUCUGCUGACUCAGUAUCAAGCAGUAGCCAAAAACUUGCAAAGGAAAUUAAAGUAUCAAUGAAAACAAAACCUCCAGACUCUUCCAUUGUAAAUCAUAAAAAUGAACUAAAACAUUCUGUUCUGAGUAAAACCCAGUUUCACUGUAAAAAGUGUUUUUAUAAGACAAGAUCUUCCACAGUUCUUACAAGGCACAUAAAACUCCGACAUGCACAGGAGUAUCACUUUCUCUGCAAAGCAUGUAAUCUUUACUCACUGAGUAAGGAAGGAAUGGAGAAGCAUAUCAAAAGAAGCAAGCACCUUGAAAAUGCUAGGAAAAAUAAUAUUGGACUGCGUUUUGAGGAAUGCAUUGAAAAGGUUUGCGUUGGGGUUGGUGGUAUUAAAACAGUGAUGGAUCCUUCUAUUUCUGGGAAUGAGAAUACAGAGUUUGAUAAAGAAAUUGUACAUGUUCCAUCCUCUACUGUAGAAAACAUAUUGAGAAAUAAGGAAUUUGUUCCAGUUGAUCAAAGAAUUGGUGAAAAUGAAUUGGUUUUAGCUAAUGCACCAAAAAGAGGGAGACCCAAAGGCACUAUUUCUAGAACGUGUACCCAUUGUGGUCUUUUGGCCUCCAGUGUUACAAAUUUGACUGUUCAUAUCAGGCGAAAGCACAGCCAUCAGUACAGCUAUUUGUGUAAGGUUUGCAAUUACUACACUGUAACCAAAGGAGAUAUGGAACGUCAUUGUGCAACCAAAAAACAUAAAAGUCGUGUGGAAAUAGAAGGACAUGGAAAACAGAACUCAGAGAUCAUUGUUAGCCCCGAAGGAGGAAAUUUUGAAUCUACAAGCAAGAAGGUUAACAGCCCCAUGCCUGCGUUGUGUGAACAUGUUGAGGACAGUAGCCAGACUUUAGAUUUGGGAAAUUCUAUUGUAGAUCAGCAAGAAAUUGAGCAAGGAAACGCCGAGGUAAAUGUUGAAAAUGCUAGUAGGUUGCCAGAUUUGGAGCAUGCUAGGAAUUCGUUAAAUAUAAAGCACACAUUUCUUGAAUCAGCAAAGGAUACCCAGGAUGGUGACCCCUGCUUCCAGAGGAGAAUGGUGGGUGCAAAUGACAACAAGUGCAUACACUGUGACUUCACUGCUCAUUCUUCCUCUUCAUUAGAGUUGCAUGUAAAACGAAAGCAUACAAAACAAUUUGAAUACUACUGCAUGGCCUGUGACUACUAUGCUGUAACUCGCAGAGAGAUGAUUAGGCAUGCGGCAACAGAGAAACAUAAAAUUAGAAGAGAAUCUCAUGUUUGUUUGUCUGUGGAGGAAGAAAACACAACACAUAUUGCUAAAGAAGGCUCAGCUCUGUCCCAAGAGGAGCACCAUCACAGUGCAGGAGAACUGAAAACUGUUUUAAGUGAAAUGAAAUGUGCCAGUGAUGCAGCAGAAAGUGAUCAUACGUGUAAAAGCUUAACAGAGUGUAUUGCCUUAGAUGAAAAUGCAUUUCCAGAAAUGCCUAAAGAAGGCAGUUCCCAAAAUACAGUGGAAAGCGUAGUUGAAGAGGAAACUAAAAAUGGAGGAGAAAAUAUUUUAUGCGAAGGAUUCCAGGGAGCUCCUCAGAAAGAUAAUGCUGGUAAGCCUGAUGAAGAGAUACCAAUUAAAGAGGCAGGUACUUAUGAAUUGCAGACAAGUGGACGUGGUCAGGAGCUGCUUAACUCAGGGGAUUGCCCAGCAGAAAAUGAAAAUAGAUCAGGUGGCACAAACUUGAAGUCGGGAAAAGGCAAGGAAAACUUGGAAGCAAAUAGAGAAAAACCUGAAGCGGACGGUAGAAACACAAACAUUAUUGAAGAAAUAUCACUGAAAGAAAAUAACCCACUUAUGCUAAGUCUUCCAGAAACAAAAAGUGCAGCAUGGCAAUCAAAUUUUGCUGGGAACAUUGGAGAGAUGGUGCAAAAUAUGCAUAGUUUAGAGGGUGACAGAAGUUUCAAAAAGAAUCCUACUGGGGAGGAGGAAGAAGCCCUUAUGGAAGCACAACAUGAAGCAGAAGUAACUAUAAAUAACAGUAUUUGGGAGGCAGAUGGCUCAACAGCUGAGGGCAUGCAAGAAAGUAGUAAUGAGGCUUUAGGAACAGUCACCAGUACUGAUGAUAAACGAAAGGCAAUGCAAAAUUUUGGCAAGUUUGAUUCUUCUAUAGUAAGAUUAAAAAGCAAUCAAGAUGGGGAGCCCAUUGACCAUUCAGGUGAAGGACAGGUGCCAGGUGGAGUGAGAACUGGUGAGUUUGCAGUGAAAGCAGAUGCUUCACCAAGUAGUGGGAAAAAGAAGAAGUCAGAAGGCGUUUCCCUUGGGGAAUUGACACGUAUUCGCUGCGAUGACUGUGGCUUUCUAGCAGAUGGUUUGAGCGGACUAAAUGUUCAUAUAGCCAUGAAACAUCCUUCAAAAGAAAAACAUUUUCAUUGUUUACUCUGUGGAAAGUCAUUUUACACAGAGAGCAACCUUCAUCAGCACUUGGCCAGUGCUGGGCACAUGCGCAAUGAGCAGGCAAGUGUGGAGGAGCUGCCUGAAGGAGGUGCAACCUUCAAAUGUGUGAAGUGCACGGAGCCCUUUGAUUCAGAGCAGAACUUGUUUCUCCAUAUCAAAGAGCAGCAUGAAGAACUUCUGCGGGAAGUGAAUAAGUACAUUGUGGAGGACACUGAACAGAUAAACAGAGAGAGGGAAGAGAACCAAGGCAACGUCUGCAAGUACUGUGGGAAGAUGUGUAGAAGUAGCAAUUCCAUGGCCUUCCUAGCUCACAUUCGUACCCAUACAGGAUCAAAGCCAUUCAAGUGCAAGAUAUGCCACUUUGCAACAGCUCAGCUCGGAGAUGCCAGAAACCAUGUCAAGAGGCACCUUGGGAUGAGGGAAUACAAGUGUCAUGUCUGUGGGGUAGCUUUUGUGAUGAAGAAGCAUUUGAAUACUCAUUUACUGGGCAAGCAUGGAGUUGGGACACCCAAAGAAAGGAAAUUCACGUGUCACCUGUGUGACAGAAGCUUCACGGAGAAGUGGGCGCUGAACAACCACAUGAAGCUGCACACCGGGGAGAAGCCAUUUAAGUGCACCUGGCCCACCUGCCACUACUCCUUCCUCACGGCUUCGGCGAUGAAGGACCACAUUAGGACUCACACAGGCGAGAAGUCAUUCCUCUGUGACCUUUGUGGCUUUGCCGGCGGGACGCGUCAUGCCCUCACCAAGCAUCGGAGGCAACACACAGGAGAGAAACCAUUCAAAUGUGAUGAGUGCAACUUUGCUUCUACAACACAAUCACAUCUGACACGGCAUAAGCGUGUCCAUACUGGAGAAAAGCCUUACAGAUGUCCCUGGUGUGACUACAGAUCUAACUGUGCUGAAAACAUCCGUAAGCACAUUUUGCAUACAGGAAAGCAUGAGGGAGUGAAAAUGUAUAACUGUCCUAAAUGUGACUAUGGAACCAAUAUCCCCGUAGAGUUCCGUAACCACUUGAAAGAACUGCACCCAGAUAUUGAAAAUCCUGAUCUGGCGUACCUACAUGCUGGCAUUGUAUCCAAGUCUUAUGAAUGCCGACUGAAGGGGCAAGGAGCAACCUUUGUGGAAACUGCCAGUCCUUUUACUGCAGCAGCACUGGGAGAGGUUUCUCCAGUUAAAGAGAAGGUCUUUCGAGGCAGCAGGAGACAGCAACCAUCGCCUGAACAAGUUCAGCAAGUUAUUAUUAUUCAAGGAUACGAUGGUGACUUUGCGUUUGAUGUCUCUGCAGAAGAAACAGCAGCGGCGACCCUUCAGACUCUGGCAAUGGCUGGUCAGAUGGCCAGGGUAGUCCACAUUACUGAAGAUGGGCAGGUCAUAGCUACAGAUCAGAACAGCUCAGAUGUGAGUAGUAUGGUUCCAGGGCAGAUACUUACUGAGCAGCUGGCCGAUGGUGCAACACAGGUGGUAGUGGUUGAAGGCUCGGUAACAGGAACUGAUAUGGAGGAGGCUGUUCCUAUAGAUGCAGUUCCUGACUCCAGUGGUGCUGUACUGCAACAGAUAAUGCAACAGGAAGUUUUGGAGUCUUCUGAAGCUACAGUACAUCCUCCAGACUCCUCUUCAGCACUAGAUGCCUUGCUUUGUGCUGUAACAGAGCUGGGUGAAGUGGAAAACAAAUCUGGACUCCCUGACAGAAGCAGGUCUGGUCACAAAGAUUUCUUGCAAAUGCCAAACCCAGAGGUGCCCAGUGUUCCCAGUGAUGCGGGGAGACAAGAAAUACAAAUGUUCCAUGAAGUUCAAGAGACUCAGGAAGAUACCAAACCUAUGGAAGUAGUGACGCAGGUCAUGCACCCAUCGGCUAUAAUUGCAUCUCAGGAGAGAGCUCAGGCUGCCUUCAAGAAAAUGGUCCAAGGAGUAUUACAUUUUGCUGUAUGUGAUACAGCUGCAGCCGAUCAGCUGAUAAAAGAAGGUGUCACUCAGGUCAUUGUAAAUGAGGAGGGGACUGUGCAUAUGGUAGCUGGAGAAGGCUCUCAGAUAAUUAUGCAGGAAGCUGGUAGCCAUGCACUCAGCGUCCAAAGCGAACACAUGGAUUUAGUUGAUUCAGAUGGGGAGAUAUCGCAGAUUAUUGUGACGGAAGAAAUAGCUCAAGCCAUGGUUCAAGGUUCUGAUGGCAACUUCUCAGAAGGUGCGACCCACUACAUUGUCACAGAAUUGCAACCAGACGUGCAGAGUGAGCCCGGUGUGUACUCGCACGCUGUGAUAGAGACGGCCGGGUCUCAGGAGAUUUUACAGGCUGGUACCGCCGUGAAACCUGAAUCCCCUGAUAGAGCAGGAGAACAGUUAACAAGCAUGGUCAUUUAUACAGAGGGUGGCUCACGAGUCAUUGAGGGCCAGAGAGAUGAUAACGAAGUACAAGAAGCAUGAAGAGCUUUAUCUCCUGGGCUUGAUGCAGAACAAAGCUGGAAACAACCAGAUCCUGGAACUUCUUCUGUAAAACCUUCUGCACGCGGUAUCUUCCUAGGCAGGUAACAAAUAUGCACCCUGUGGGAGGUGAAGGUCAGCGACUAGGAAGAGUUCAAUGAAAAGUAUAGUCUUGUCACAGUAGCUCUGAGAAUUAUGACACGGGAUUAUUUUAAAGCGAACGUAUUAGUACACAGAAGAGGAUAGAAAUGCACCCCCGCCCCUCACAACUAGGGAUUGUUCUGUUCACUGCUUUGGUUUGUUUUUCAGAUGGUUUUUUUUAUCUCAGGGUAAGUCCCUGCCUUCUGUCUUUUUUGCCUAACAUAAUUGUAGGAGUAAAAUAUUUUCACACGUGUGUACAUUUUAUAAAGGUAAAUAAGCAAAAAAUACCAAAAAGUGCAUCAUUACAACAACAUUACAAGGGGAUCGAGUAAGCUUACAUACUGAAAUUGGUGCCCUUCUUCAUUUCGGAGAACAGGUGACAUUCUCUUUCUAGAAUCCUACUUUCAAAUAUCCCUGGUGAAAAGGAUGUCAUCAAAAUAAGUAUUUUCUGCAUCUAGAAUGAAAUUGUUAAUAGUAGCUUACUGUUUCCUGGUAUCACAUAGAACUUUUCCUAAGAGCUCAAAAUACAAUGUUUCAGAAAAUUGUAGAUUAUACACGUUCAGAAAACAAGCAUUUGAUGCCUCUAUCUUCCACUUAAAUUUAGCUGUGAGUCCUACAUAGAAAAUGUGCAGUUUUUGAAAAAAUAUUCUCACUGUCAAUGUUUUGCUGCUCUUAUAAAUUGUGCUUCCUAUAAAUACCAUUUCACAGUUCAUUUUGUGAGCUACUUUUGAAACGUUCUGGGGGUUUUUAAAGGAAAUUCUGACAUUGACAUUAACAAGUAGGAAAAAAAAAAAGGUGACCUUGUAUUUCUUGCAUAGUCUGGAAUGUCAAUUAUUCUGUGGUGGAUAUACUGCAAUUGUUCAAUGCAAGUUCAUGUUGAGAAGAUUUGUUUCAUGAUACAACUGCUUUUGUUUCUUAAAAAAAAAAACUAACAAAAUUGUAAAAUAUAAACUGGCAAGUUUUUUGCUUUUGCUUUGUUUUGUUUUUGCUUUUGUUUUGUUAUUUUGUCUUUCAAAUAAAAUGUUAGCAUUCAAAUAGA
This is a messenger RNA of Lagopus muta (rock ptarmigan), 9144 nucleotides long. It is a transcript of the gene ZNF407, whose product is annotated as zinc finger protein 407. Gene Ontology annotation, biological process: regulation of gene expression. Gene Ontology annotation, molecular function: zinc ion binding; nucleic acid binding. The coding region runs from base 1098 to 7967 and encodes 2289 amino acids. The record is from RefSeq and is a predicted model, not a curated record. NCBI's taxonomy places the organism in Eukaryota, Metazoa, Chordata, Aves, Galliformes, Phasianidae. The transcript is spliced from 11 exons. Gene Ontology annotation, cellular component: nucleus.